UUUUAAAAGCGUUGCAAUAAUGUUAUAUUCAUCAGUAGCUCAGCUUAGUUCCAAGCCUCAAGAUGAUAGAGUCUUUCUGUAUAUUCAUGUUGUUGCUCAUUGCUAAGGCAAGUGCCGAUUGUCAGCUGAAUGCAGAGGAGAUCUCAAAGACCAAUCGCAUUUUUGCGUAUCGAUCCGGAUCUCAACUAUUUCCACUUCGUGUGGAUGCGGUGGCAACUCAUCAGACAUUGGACAUGAUAUGCGAUAGUCAGAAUGUGGUGCAAACCACCUGUCAAGCGGAGGGAAACUUUGAGCCAGCUCUGGAUGCAUUGGGUGACUGUAGCAAACCAAUCAAGGCAACUGUUGAGGAAAUUAACGACAAUACUUGUUCCUAUACCAUGUAUCGAGUGGGGUAUAAGAUGAGCAACGCAGAUUUUUUGGAAUUAUACAGAAGUUGCUAUGAUACCAACCAUCAAGCAGCGCACUUUGUCAUUCAUCAGACAUAUCCCAACAAUGUGGGCAACCGUCCAGAUCAAGCCUUCACCACAGACGGCGUUAUAAGCGGUGCCGCCGGAGCCUCGUUUCAGGCCAAGAAUAUUUAUAAGCGGUUCGAGGAACUUUUAGGCCCAAAACAAAGUUACAUAACCUCUGAGCGUGAUCUCGUCUUUGAUCGUGGUCAUUUGGCGCCCUCAGCCGAUUUUGGAUUUGAGCAAGAAAUGCGAGCGACUUUCAAGUACAUCAAUGCUGUUCCACAAUUUGCUGGGAUUAAUCGCGGCAAUUGGAAAACACUGGAGACCUGGGUUCGCAAUGAACUUUCAAAUGGUGAUUUUGCUGUAUUACAAAUUUGCACGGGAGCAUUCGACGUAUUGCAGCUGGCGGAUACAAGCGGUCAACUGAAGGCAGUUUAUCUGUUUGGCACCAACGGUAAUCCCGUACCCAAAUGGAUGUACAAAACUGUUAGCGAUGGUGCCGGGUCGAGUUAUGCUUUUUUAACCUAUCACAAUAUAUAUGAAGAAGAGAAACCAACUCCAAUAUGCCAAGAGAUUUCAUGCCCAAGUUCACUGUCAUUCAAUCCAGCCAAAGAGUCGGGAUUUAGUUUCUGUUGUGAUUAUAACGAUUUUAUUGAAAGGAAUAUUCCCCACUUGAUAGACGUCUGCUAAACCUGCUAAGAACCUUUACUGUCAAUUCAAUUGUCAAAAAACAACGUUUUUAAAUUUUAUUAAAUUGAAAAUUAUUUUGCAUAAAA
This is a messenger RNA of Drosophila innubila, 1225 nucleotides long. RefSeq lists its product as uncharacterized. Gene Ontology annotation, biological process: apoptotic DNA fragmentation. NCBI's taxonomy places the organism in Eukaryota, Metazoa, Arthropoda, Insecta, Diptera, Drosophilidae. Gene Ontology annotation, molecular function: metal ion binding; RNA endonuclease activity; single-stranded DNA endonuclease activity. The record is from RefSeq and is a predicted model, not a curated record. Gene Ontology annotation, cellular component: nucleus; mitochondrial inner membrane. The transcript has 3 exons. Bases 63 to 1139 code for a protein of 358 amino acids.